CUGGAGGUUGGCAACACCAUCAACAUCAAUGUGCUUUUUACUUCUGAAGUCAUACAUACAAUAGGCGUUUUCUUCUCUGCGCAAGUAGCUCAGCCGAGAUUCGCUAGGUUCUUCACUGCGCCAGCCUCUGGACGAUUUUCGCAUUUGCGCGCUUGCAAAACGCAGUUCUAUAAUUCGUUGGCCUCUUGUUCUCACGUAAGAAACAAAAGAAGCUGCAAACAAACUAGAAAGAACCAUGGCCGCGUCAAUGACCGAGUCACCCGCUCCUCCCUCCACGUUUGACACCAUGGACGAUGCGGAGAGGAACCGGCUGGCGAACGUAGCAAUACAGGGCCCAACGAUUAUUUGGGAUGGUCGCUGCGGCUUCUGCCACCAAGCCGCGACGCUGCAUUUCCUGAAGUGCGAAGCGCCCGCGAAGAUCAACUAUCUCUACGUCCAGCACCCGUUUACCCUGUGGCUUUUGGAGGAGAAAUUGAAGAUCAGCUAUAAAGACGCGGUGUACCGGGUGAUCCUACUCGAGGACAACAACAUCCUGCGCGGCGCGAUGGCGGCCGCGCGGGGCCUGCAGUUGAUGAAGGGCUUUUACAAGUACCUUGGGAACUUCGGCACGGGCGCGUUCGUGCCGAAAAGCGAGCGGGCUAUUCACUACGAAACGGUCUCAGAGAACCGGAAGCACGGGGACACGCACUAUCUGGUGUACCUCGCGAGCAAGUUCAUGCAGAGUGCGAUUGUCGGCGCGGGUCUCUCCCCCGCGGUCAACAACGACGUGGAAGCGGGGCAAGCGGGCGCGGUCAAAAAUGCGGUCGAGAAGCAGUAUGCCGGGAUGUUUUUGCACGGGGACGUGGAGAUCAAGGUCAGUAACCGGCAGUACCUUUACGCGGAAUUGAAGGCGGACGCGGGGCCGGUGUCGACGGAAACCUUAUCAGAAUGAAAAAUCCCCCCUCUCCAUAUCAAAACGAAGUUUCUGAUGCUGGAUUUGCGUACACAAAUCAGAUUUGUCUUGCUGGCGAGGACUGCAGGCCCAUAUUGCAUAUCAAGCCUGAGAAGACAGGUUUUUGCCUAGGCGCUUGGCAUGACAGACGUCUAUGCUGUAGGAGCAUGAGCAUGACAAACCGCCUCGAGAAUGCGGCGGAGCCUGUGGAGUUGCCUUCAUGCAACACAGAGACGCUUUGUGGUCAAAAAUCAGCAACGCAAAUUUUCGAAAACGUGCCUUGUCAACAUGGGGAAGGGGGAUUUUUCCUUUUGAUAAACCUGCGCGUUUAACCCGAAACGGGACGAGACGGUGGUUUCACCCACACCGGGAUCUGUGUUGGAAAGGGAGGAAGAUGACGAUUCCGAAACGGAUCAUGUUGCAGACGAUGACGGAUUGCUGUCAAAUGUCGACGAGGACAAAACCAAGGACGGCACGGCGGCUUCCUCGUCUUCUAAAAGUCGGAAUAAACAAAAAGCGAAAAAAAGUAGACUUCACUCGCACCCGACGACCGCGGAAUUUUCCUUUCGGGAGUACACGGAAGCUUUCAGCUCUGCCAUGGAUGUGCAGUCCGCGCCGUGGAUCGUCGCGGGUGUGAUUGGUUUUUUCAUUGCCCAGAUCCUGCAACAGAUCCUUUUCGGCAGCCUGAACAAGCAGGGAAAGGCGUUCGACAAUACAAUUUUCACGGAACUUUCCUGGUUCGUUUCCAAAUGCUACGAGGGGUUUAAACAGUCGCAAUUAUUUCACGGGAGCGACUGGGUGCCGGACUGGGCGAGGGAGCUGCGAAUCGAAUUACCGGAGCACGCGAUCAAGAUGUACCAGAACCUGUACGAGCUACCAAGGUGGUCCAUGUUUUUGUUGGUGGUGUCCUACUUGGUGCGGAUUCCGUGUUCUGCCUGCAGUGCGAGACGGAAGAAAAGUGUCUUAAACGGAGCUGCAACUAGUGGCGAUAAUUCGAGGACAAACACGUCCGACGUUCUUCAGGAAGUGAACGCCGACGCGGACUCUUCCGAAAUCCAGCCGGUGCCACGCAAGCAAACAGUUGGGACGAAGGAAGAAAAAUCCCCCUACGUCCCCUUGUUCAACCUCGACACGGGCUUCGAGGACCGCUACACGUUUGAAUUUGUCCGGACUCUGAUGGUGCGGCUGAUGGGUGUCGUUUACCUCUUCGGGUUUUUGACCUCCGCGGUGCAACACCGGACCAUUUUUGGGAAAUACGGCUUGGAGCCGCAGUGGGAAAAAUCCGUCGGCGCGCCGUUUCCCCUCUCGUUAUCCGCGGAGAACACCCCGAAGGACAAGCACGGGCCGACGCCACUUUUUACCCUCUUCGGGUACGGGGAUCUGCAGCUGGAAUUCAUCUCCUGGACGGGGUUCCUAGCGUCCUUUUGGUUGCUCAUCGCGGACCAAACCUACGUUUUCUACCCAGCAUUGUACUGCUACUUGGGGUAUUUGUCCAUUGUGAAUCUCGAGACCCGCAUGGUCGCGGGCUUCGGCUGGGAAUGGGACGUGGUGUCGUUUGGAUUUAUUUUGCUAUUUUUGUGCAGUCCGCCCUUGAACCUCCUGUGGUCCACCUCCGGAAGAACCUCCUCGAGCAGGGGCUGUAGUCUGCUCGCCGACUCGUUAACCGCGACGCCGAAGUACCAGGUGCUAGGCCCGUCGGUGUUGCUCAUCUUCUUGAUGCGGUUCCAGACGUUUAAAUUCUUACUCGGUGCGGGCAUGAGCAAGUUAACUCCUGGGAUCUCCUCCGCUUGCUGGUGGAACUUCACGUGCACAAUAUGCAUUGCAAAUAUGUCUGGGUCUGGAAAAGUGUAAACUUGUCAUGCAGAAUGUUUCCAUGACUCAUGAGGCCUGGAAUGCGGGACUUAGCAUGACAGACUCUGCGAGGUCUCUGCCAUGCCUAUCCUGCAUGAGAAAUUCCCUUCCAACUUGGCCAAAAGUGGAGAGCUUUUGGCACUCAUGCAACACAGAUUUUUGCAUGCUUCAGAUUUGCCAUAACAAGUUGCCACCUUCCAGACCCAGACAUAUUUGCAGUUGAUACACCAGCACCCACUACCACACACAGGGGCUACCAACCCCCUUCGCUUACUACUUCGAGCAUUUACCGGAAUUCAUGCACAAAAUCGAGGGUGUGACUGUGUUUUUCGAGCAACUCGUUUUACCGGCGUUCUUCCUCUCGCCCUUCCGGACGCUAAGGAUUUUCUCCGGGGUCGCGGAGCUUUUUUUCCAGCUAAUGCUGAUCUUGACCGGCAGCUACGCGGUCGUGAACUACAUCGCGUUUGUGCCGGUACUAGCGAUGUUCGACGACCAGUUUCUGGUCUACCAGCUGAAAAUGUUUUCCUUCCAGAAGCACAACGAGACCUGGAAAAACGCGACGGCAGUGGAUCGCGUUCUUCGAGCAGGCGAAGCAGUAGAGUCGAAACCUGUAGCAGUCACAAGCGGAGAUGAUGAUGUUGAUCACGCGCAACAUGAUCAACAAACCACGGCAAUAGCGACUCGUGCUGGUGGAGCGGGAACCAGUACCAGUCGCGAUGGAGAACUGCAAGUACAACCACAAGGACCACCGCAAAUCCCUUCCCUGUUCCGCAACCCCCGCGCGCACCAGCGCGCCCUUCCCGUGCUCGGGAUUUGCAACAAGUUGUCCGCUUGGCUGGUCUUUUUGAUCUUCGUGCUAUUGAGAGGAAAAAUCCCCCCUCCCCAUAUUGAAAAGGUAUGUUUCCAAAAAUUUGCGUUGCGGAUUUGAGGUCACAAAUCACAUCUGUCUUGCAAGAAGACAAGGGCAGAAGCUUCCGCCCCAUUAUGGAAGCGGUUUGUCAUGCUGUUAGGCUUAAAGGGGAGCCGUUUGCCAUGCUGAACAACUAGACCCAUACGCCCCUACUAGACCCAUACGCCACCAGACCCAGUGCCUCUGUGCAAUACAAAGCUGAUUUGUGGCCACAAAUCAGCAUCACAAAUUUCCGCUUUGAUAUGGGGAGGGGGGAUUUUUCAUUUUGAUACGUGCUGUUCUCUGGGAACGUGUUCCGGGAGCUGAUGGGGCCGAGGCCAUUAUCAAAUGCAAAGAUGUCUGGGUCUGGAAGGGUGCAGAGUUUGCCAUGCUUGUCUGGCAUUUUGGAAGAGUUUGUGAUGCGUGUCCAAGAAGAGACCCAUGUUCUUGUCGUGCAGAAACGCAGUUUGUCAUGCGGAAGCCGGAAAAUGUAGGCACGAAAAUACUUCUCAUGCUUGGCUGUGCAUUACAGGGCACUCACUAUUUCCAGCUCAGCAUUACAAGUUUCCAGACCCAGACAUAUUUGCAAUGCAUAACCAUGGAUAAAAGACUACGACCCGCUGUACUUGGUGAACAGCCACGGCUUGUUUGGCCUGAUCAAUUACCGGAGAACGCAACUCGUGUUGGAAUACACGCACGGAGAAUUAUUAUCUGCGAACAAAUCUUCUGGACGAGAACAGGUUGAAAAUACUGGUAGAGAACAAGCUGGGGGUGCAAGUGCUGCUGCAGAAAGUAAAUCAGAAGAACCACAAAAAACUUCUUUUCUCCACGUCGGCGAUGGAGACAAUGACAAUGGGAGAAGCGACCAGUUUCUCCAGGUUGUCACCUACGAAAUCCGGACCGGCGCAAGUCCUGCUGCGUCUGAGGAGGAGUCCGGUGGUGUGCACGGAGCUGCGGAUUCGCCGCCCACAGCAGGAGGAGUUCUUGCAGCGACAUCGUCGUCCAGUACUAAAGCUGCGGCGGAACAAAAUGGGCAGUGGAAACCUCUAGAAUUCAUUGGCCUCCCGGGUUCUGUGGAUCGCCGCCCGGUGUUCAUCGCUCCGUACCACGUGCGGCUCGACUGGCUGACCUGGAUUGAAGUCACGUGCGGGGGCGAAGACGGCAUGGCAAACAAAGUGACGCCGGACGUGAGUAAGGUGAAGGCGGAAGUACCGAGGGGUGGGGGGAUGUUUGGAGGUAUAGAUACUCGUGGUCCGGUUUUUCCUGUUUUUCGCAUGACAAAGAAUGCAUCAGCUGAGUCUGAGUGGUACUUCUAUGUUGUUACAACACGGGAGCAACCACGUUAUCAGAUCCAUGUAGAAUCAUGCGCGACUUGUUUUUCCACUACAAUCCUCCAGGCGGCGACCCGGUCCCCGAUUUCGUGAAGCUCGCGCUGAUCAAAAUCCAGGCCGGCGUAUCCCAUGUAAAAAUGUCUCCACCCCAUAGUCAAGAUGGGAAAUCUGCUACACAAAUCAACCAGCUUUGGCUGUUGUGCAUGACAAGUUUGGCCUCGCAGUGUAAUCCCUUUGAGCUAGUUCAGCAGCGUCACAGAUCAAGCUUAUCGCGCUGAUUGGAGCAUCACAAGUUUCAAAACGCGACUAGAAAAUGCUUUUUGUGGGGCUCCGCAUGAGAAACGUUUUCAGUAUGCAGAAUUGCGCGACAGCUAUGUGGCGGGGGCGUUUUUCCAUAGGAUAUGGCGACCCUAACGCCGCCCGCCUGUUCCAGACCCCCGAAUCCGACCUGUUCUACCCCGACGGCAGUGACGGCAAGAAGCUGCCCCCAACACAGUUUCGCGCCAGUUUCUACGAGUACGAAUUCGAUUACAGCAGCAGCGGCAACUGGUGGAAGCGAACGCUGUUGCCCGGAGGGGAGCCGCAGGUUGUGCAACUUCCUAGUGGACAAACGGGUGGUAGUGCGUCCUCGUCCUCGAAAACUUACUACAACUCCAUUCUGUUCCGCAACUACAUUGUUGGCGCCUGCAUGGUUUUCUCCUUCCUCACCUUCCUCGGUGUGAAGACCGGCUGGGGCACGUAUCCGUUUGGGUCUCGCAUGGAGCAGAAUAGGCCGAAACCGGUUCUUGGGGAAAAUUUAGUGCAGUUGUACUUGUUUCCGAGCCUAGUUGCCGUCGUCGGAAUCUUGUUUUUGUUUGCGGAAUAUUUGUCGUAGCUGAAAAUUAUGAUUAGCACGACUCAGUUUACUCGCGCGGCAAGGCAAGCAGAGACGUUCUGUGCAGAUAGAGUACCCUUGUGGGACUUGUUUCAAAGAAAUUUGCAUUUGUGACAGAAAAAUAAAAGGAACAUCACCAGGAUACAAAACUAAACGAGAAUACAGAUUAGGGUUUCAGCAGCUUUGUUGCAUGAUUGUGAAUACUAAAUUUCCAGUAGAAGAACUACCCUUGUACAGAAGGCCCGAAGACUGACCCCCCUUCCGUAUGUUCAAAACCAUCUCCGGGGAGUAAGCUCCUCGGAGUUCUUUUCGACUACGUAAACUAGCGGAAGACCAGCGGCACAUCCGUUUGCCUGUACAGGAAAAGGUAAUGUAAGGUUUGAUUGCCGUGGAAAAUUAACUGCUAAGGUGUGAGAGUCAAAAUUUACGAAUGAGAAUGAAAAGCUAGUUUUUCUGUUACGCAAGAACAUCUCGGAAAUGGGAAAUUGAUAGAAGUUGCGUCUGAAAAAGAACAGUAAGAAAGUGCCAAGAAUAUGCUCUGUAGAGAACGACGCUGCUGCGCCAGCGCCUAGACCUUGUGAAUUAAGUACAGAGUUGAAGCUUCGGCAGUGUGCGUCCUUUGAC
Amoebophrya sp. A120 is the source of this 6500-nucleotide messenger RNA. NCBI's taxonomy places the organism in Eukaryota, Dinophyceae, Syndiniales, Amoebophryaceae. The record is from the annotation of a GenBank genome assembly.